This is a messenger RNA of Volvox carteri f. nagariensis, 1136 nucleotides long. RefSeq lists its product as uncharacterized. The transcript is spliced from 6 exons. Lineage: Eukaryota; Viridiplantae; Chlorophyta; Chlorophyceae; Chlamydomonadales; Volvocaceae. The record is from RefSeq and is a predicted model, not a curated record. Gene Ontology annotation, molecular function: histone deacetylase activity. The coding region runs from base 1 to 879 and encodes 292 amino acids.
AUGUGCGUAAACGCUAGCUUGGUGAAGGCAAUAGCGCUCACACUCACACUAGCCCCGCAACCCCUUUCUCAGGCCAUAUUCCGCCGCAUCUACGAGCAAAUCCUGGAGCAGGGCAUUGCCACACCAGCACAGAUUCACUCGCCGCCGCGUCUACCCUCCUACGAGGAGCUGCACCUGGUCCACGACCCAGAGUACGUGCACCUUUUCAGCACCUGCCAGCUGGAUGACGAACGUGUACGGCGGAUCGGUUUCGGAACCGCCGCCACCAGGAGCCCGGUGAUGCACGGACUGGCGGUCAACACGGCGGGCGGUACGCACCAUGCCUUCCCUGCCCACGGCUCUGGCUACUGCAUCCUCAACGACCUGGCGGUGACGACGGAGGUGCUUCUGGCUGAGGGUCUGGUACGCCGGGUACUCAUUCUGGACCUAGAUGUGCACCAGGGUGACGGCACAGCCUUCAUCUUCCGCGACCGUCCCGACGUCUUCACCCUUAGCGUCCACUCUUCCUCCAACUUUCCAACGCGCAAGCAACGCAGCACGUUGGACGUGGCCCUGCCAGAUGGUACUCCCGAUGGACCCUACCUCGCCAGGGUGGGCGACCUGCUGCCGCGUGUGCUACGGGACUUCGCACCCGACAUCGUACUGUACGACGCUGGCGUGGACCCGCACGCUGCCGACGCGCUGGGCCGGUUGGCGCUAAGUGACGAGGGGCUGGCACGGCGGGAGCGGCUGGUGCUCGAUACGUGCCUGGGCUUUGAUGUGCCCGUGGCGGGCUAUGUGGGUGGUGGUUACGAUACCGACCUAGACGUACUGGCGGGUCGGCACCUACACCUGCACCGUGCGGCGGCGGAGCUAUGGCUGCAGUACGGUCUGGAGUGAGGAACCGUGUUGAUGUCGGGCUCUUUGGUUCGGGCGUUGGGCUGCGUUGCUAUAUAUUUACGACGGACCCACGCACUUAUACGGAACUUAUAAUUUGCUAUGGAGCAUAGGGCAUAUCACUCUUGCACUCAGCAAAGUGACGCACAUGGACAGCAGGGCUAUACCCGUUUACGGCCCCAGUAGUGUUCUCUUGUCCAAAUACUUGGUUGGGUCCUUGGAGUUGCCCCCAAACGGGUCGUGGUAAUGUUCGUUAGCUG